Messenger RNA from Notothenia coriiceps (black rockcod), 3876 nucleotides. It is a transcript of the gene plekhm1, whose product is annotated as pleckstrin homology domain containing, family M (with RUN domain) member 1. Bases 250 to 3441 code for a protein of 1063 amino acids. The record is from RefSeq and is a predicted model, not a curated record. NCBI's taxonomy places the organism in Eukaryota, Metazoa, Chordata, Actinopteri, Perciformes, Nototheniidae. The transcript is spliced from 12 exons.
AGCAGGAUGGUGAUAGUGACAAGAGAGCUCUCACCUCGCCAGGAAACACAUCUUAUUUAACGAUCUUUUUUGCGUUUUGGGUGUUUUCAAAGCUACGGAGGGCGACUGUACGGAUUGACAUGACUUUAAUGUACAUUUACUGAAUUUAUAGCCAUUUCCGGAGGAUAUUGCGGGUGCCUGGACCUUAAUGGCAAGUUAGCCAGCCUUGUUUCGUUUACCAUGUGGGCGUAAACCUUCCCAGAAGAUGCCAUGCUAGCUACACAGAUGCCAGAUACGCCACCUGAGGCUAAAGAUGUCAAACAGAUCAAAGAUAAGCUGGCACAGUCGCUCAAGGCCCUUCAGAAGAGAUAUGUGACGUCAGACACAGUGGUCACCAGCGAGGACAGCGAUGCUAACCUGCUCUGCUGUGCGCUGGAGGCCAUCUUCAUCCACGGUAUCAAGAGCAAGUACGUCCGCUCUGAGGCUGGGGGCCGGAGUCGGAAGGGAGGCAGAUGUCCGCUCCCACAGCCUUUCUUCUGGAGCCUCCUCAAGACCGUCACCCAUCGUGAUGUGGUCACUGAGCUGGAGAAGAUCAGCUUCGUGGGAACAGAGGUGGGUCUCUGCCGAGCGUGGCUGCGGCUGGCCCUCAACCACGGCCUGCUGGAGUGCUACUUAGCAUCACUGUUUCGUGAGGGCUCCAAGCUGCGGGGCCACUACCAGCCCAGUGCCUUGCUCCUGAACACCGAGGAGAGGGAAGUCCUGCUCAGCUACCUCCAGGGUCUCGCCUCUCUUACGUUCAACCUAUCCUACAAGUCUGCUGUCCUCAACGAAUGGACCACCACGCCUCUGGCUCUCGCCGGACUCUGCCCCAUGUCCCAGGCGGACACGGUCGAACUGCCCCUCAACGGCGUAGACCACCCCACCGCCAAAUCUGUAAACAAAGAAUGGGAUACAGUGUCGCAGUCGUCAGGCUCUUCAGAUGCACAGGAUAUGCAGAGAGGGUGCCCAGGGAAAGGCACAGGGGUAUUACAAGGGGGCAGGAAUGCAAUGAACUCGUCAAAUUUAAGCCUGGACACCACGGGCUCCUCGCAGCUCUCCUCCAGCCUGAGCUCUGACAGCCUGCUGCAGGGGCAGGACCCCCGCAGCCCCACAGGAGAGCCCUGGUCCUCAUACGACCUGGACAUGCCCAUAAACGUCAACAUCAGCACCAAGAGGCUACAGAAGGAUUCUCCGACAGAGUUCAGGGAGAGCGGACACUGCAGUCAGGACUCCAUGCGUGAAGACUCCUUUGUCUCCAGCACGGAUCCCGACCAGAACUCGGAGACGGCCGUUUUCAGCGGCUCCGACAGCGAGACCCAGGGUCCCCCUUCUUCAUCCCAGGACCUCGUGGACCCUCUUCCAAAAUCUGAUUCAGAGCCCUCGCCAACAUCUAAUGAGAAUCAUGUUGACUACACUCUGCCUGAAGUGUGCAACAAUACCUCUGCCGAGCUCCCUUUGGACACAUACAGUGAGCCGGUGGAGUCUGUAGAAGAAGAAGAACAUGCAAACCUUUCUCAUGAGACUACAGAGCCUGAACAGGAAGAAGAAGAAACUCCAGAGCCUUCAGUGCAUCCAGGCUCAAGUCACUCCCUCAGCAUCCUGAGCAGGAAACUGUCCACAGGUUCUCUAUCACAUUCUCGUUCCUGGAUCUCUGAGGAUGACAUCUACAUGCCCCGCCUGGAGGAGGUGCCGGACCAGAGCGAGGCGCCUCCUCCAGCCCCCCCGGCUGAGCCCUCUCAGUCCCCCCCCGGCGUCGUCCAUCGCAGACAAAGAGGGCUGUUCAACCCUUUCCGGGGCUUGCUGAAGCUCGGCCAGCUGGAGCGGCGCGGUGCGAUGGGAAUGUGGCGCGAUAACUACUGUGAGCUGUCGCCCUACGAGUUCCGGCUGUAUCUCAAUGCAGAGGAGCGCACCUGCAGCGACAACUGCUCCCUGCUGCGCUGUGAGGAGGCUCGCAUCGCCUCACCUGAGGGCCGCUUCGAGGUGGCCUUCCCUGGGAAGCGGCUGUACCUCCGGGCGGCCAAUCGGGACGAAGCCGAGGACUGGGUGGACCGGAUCGUAGAAGCCGUCAAGAAAUGCCGUCCAGCAUCUCAUGCUGAAGACCAAUGGGAGGUUCUGGUACCCACCACUGAGAACGGUGUGGAUGCGUUGUCCCCAACCUCCACCCCCCCCAGCCCUGAGCGCACUUCACUAGCCUCUGACACAGGGACAGGGGGGGGGCAGGAGGCGCCUCCUCUACAGGAAUUUGACUGGACUCGGACUGCUGAUAUAGAAACAGAUGCGAUCAAAGAAACAGUUUUGUACUUCUCCAAUGAUCCCGAGGCUCGGACAUGGUCUCCUCUGGUCUUCUCCCUCUCUUUGGAGGCCUUGAAAGGUUUCCGGGUCCAAGAGGGGAGGAAGCUGCUGCGGCAGACCCACCAGAUUGAGGAAAUCCGGGACGUGGUGCCUGACGUCUCUCUGGGAGGGCCGGCCUUUUUCAAACUGCUGACCGUCAGGGACACACUGAGACUCCGAGCGGAGAACCCGGAGGAGGCUCGCUCCUGGAGGGUUCUGAUCCGCGGAGCUCUGGACUCGUACCUGGAGAGCGGGGAGGACGGAGGCUCCGUUGAGCCGGCUGUGGGGACUGGAAACCUCCACAGACUGGUGCAGCACAGACUCAAAGAAGAUGGGGCCCUGCUUGUUAAUCUGUGCACUGUGCCCUCAGAGAAGGGGCUCGACACUCAGAGCUUCAAGUGUGCAGGGUGUCCUCAGCAAAUUGGCCCGUCCCGAGGCAGAGCCCGGCUUUGUGAGUUCACACGACAGUACUUCUGUGACUCCUGUCACCAUGGCGACACCAGCAUUAUCCCUUCACGCAUGGUGCACAACUGGGACCUCGCACAAAGAGAGGUGUGUAAGAAGGCCCUGCAUCUGCUGGCUCAGGUGGAGCAGGAGCCUCUGCUGAACCUGGAUCAGCUGAACCCUGAGCUGGUGAAGCACGCAGACCCCAUGUCUGAGGCCCACGUGCUGCGGCAGAGGCUGCGCCUGCUGGGAGACUACCUGCUCACCUGCCGCAGUGGAGCCUGCAAAAAACUCCAGGCCAGAAUGGAGCAGCGGACGUACCUGCUGGAGUCGAGCCAUCUGUACAGCGUGCUGGACCUGCGACAGAUAGCAGAGGGUCAAUAUGCAAACUACCUGUUGACACUGCUGCAGUACGCCUCCAACCACGUGUUCCACUGUGACCUGUGCACGCAGCGCGGCUUCAUCUGUCAGAUCUGCCACGCCAAUGACAUCAUCUUCCCCUUCCAGUUUGACAUCACCACCAGGUGUAAAGAUUGUAAGGCGGUGUUUCACCUGGCCUGCAAAGCUGCGGGGGUUUCGUGUCCUCGCUGUCAGCGGAUGAAGAAAUACCUGGAGAGGGAUCUGCGGAUCUGCGGGUCUGAGCGCUGACGGACAGAACAAUAACUGAAAAUCUAGCUUUCACAUGAAGUAACCUCAAGUGCAAUUAUGAGGGCGUUUGGCCUGACCUAACAGUGGAGGGUGGUGUGUGAGCGACAGUGCUGAAGUAGCUAGACUCUCUUGCACUAACUUAGUCACAUCGGACCUUGUGAUGCUGACAUAACACAGCCAAAUGUUACUGACUUUAAUACCUCUCUGAAUCCAGACCACGCCAUGCCAUCAAAACCAAGGACUGGGCCUCAGUGGAGGCUGCUGCCAAGAAUCAUAUCCAACACAUUUGAACACCUUUUAUUACUUUGCCUUACAGUGUGGAGAAGAGGGCUGUACCGAAUGUCUUUCUUUUUUACAAUUGAUUUUCUUGAAGGAAGAUUCAGAUGUCUGUCACCAAAAAUAACGAAAAAAACAAAAUCAUACAUUUGAAUGAAG